Neoarthrinium moseri is the source of this 5733-nucleotide messenger RNA. RefSeq lists its product as uncharacterized. Gene Ontology annotation, molecular function: ATP binding; protein serine/threonine kinase activity. NCBI's taxonomy places the organism in Eukaryota, Fungi, Ascomycota, Sordariomycetes, Amphisphaeriales, Apiosporaceae. Gene Ontology annotation, biological process: phosphorelay signal transduction system; peptidyl-serine phosphorylation. Gene Ontology annotation, cellular component: nucleus; cytoplasm. The record is from RefSeq and is a predicted model, not a curated record. The transcript is spliced from 2 exons. The coding region runs from base 1 to 5733 and encodes 1910 amino acids.
AUGGAGCAAGAUCAGAACAGACUAGCACCGCCGGCAGUGAGCUCGCUACGGGCGCAGGCUGCCGGCAGUGCUAUGGAGAGAACCCUCAGCGACAAUAUAAGGGAAGAGCGAGACGAUCUGCGAGAAGCUGCAGAGCAGACACUGAACGUCAUUGUGGACCUGAAUCUUGACGGCUCAGUACGAUGGGUGAGCCCAUCGUGGGUCGAUGUAAUCGGCACCCAGCCAGGCGAGGUCGAGGCCAAGCCCAUUGCCGACCUGAUCGUUAGCGAAGACAAGGACGUCUUUGCCCAUGCCAUCGAAUCUAUGAAGCAGGACGAUUCACGCAGCCAUCGCAUCCGUUUCACCCUGCACCUCGGCGCGCUAUCUAAACUAUUGCCUGUCGAAGAAAUCAAAGAACCUGAGUCAGGCGAGAAUGAGCCUACCACGCUCGAGCUGGAGGCCCAGGGCAUCAUGGUAUAUCAUCGCACGGAUGGAACCGAAAGUCAUACGAUGUGGAUGAUCCGCCCAUGGAUCCCGCCCCGAGAAGUCAAGAUCGACUUGCCUCCUUUGAUAGUCGAUUCCCUAGGAUCAGGCGCUGAGGUUCUCGCGGGCUAUUUAACAUUAUUGGCCGAGUCCGGCAACGACGACCCGGCUAACCAUCCUCCUCCACUUCCUGUGCUCUGUCGCAUAUGCGAGCGCCAGAUACCGCCUUGGUGGUUCGAAAAGCAUACAGACCUGUGUCUCCAAGAACAUCGCGCAGAGAUGGAUGUGCAAAUGGCCCAAGAAAACCUCACUGAGCAUCGGCACGCCAUCGUCAAGGUUCUUGAUUCUCUAGAGGCUCGGAAAAGUCGACCCAUAGCUGGGGAGCCGACUGCCAUUGCCACGGCUGAGUAUAAAGGCAUGGCGAUAGGGCCUACAUCAAGUUCCUCUUCUCCCGGAACAGCUUCUCCGUCGGCUUCUUCAAGGGACCGAUCUUCUGGCUUUGGCCAUUCACGAUCGCGGUCUUUCGCUGUGCGCCGGCCACAAGGUCGUAUCGUGGAGCUGCUACUAGAUCUAUGCGACACCGCCAUCGAGAUCAGCCAACCCGCAAUCAAAGAAACUUCGUCCCAAGGGCCAGGCGAGUUCCGCACACAGUCACCUCAGUCCGAAUCCAGGAUCUCACAGGUACUUCAAUGGCAUUCCCCUGGCUCCAAUACACUGGAACAGGAGCACGGUUUAGCGCUGCUUUGUACAGAUACAGAGAAGGUUGCCAGGGAGAAGGUCGAGGCUGUGUUCCGAUACCGCAGAAUUUUGGAGUAUUCCGAACGCAUUAGAAUGGAAUUCUCCAUCAUCGUACAAGACUGUAUCGAUGAAGCCUUACGGAAGGCGGCUCGCAUUGCUGCCGGUCGUCUUAGCGAUUCGACCGAAGACGAAGAAGAACAAACAGAGGUGCAAGAAGUCGACGACGAAGAAGAAGAAGAAGACAGGGAUGAGGAGGAAACGACGCCGGCUGCACAAGAAGAAACUAUUUUCCCCGGCUCCUUCGAUGCUCCAUCUUCGUUAGCGAUGGCUCUGAAGAACGUUGAGCUCAGCGAUAUAGAGAAGAGGCGGUCACUGUCUGCUGUCGGGUCUACUCGAUCUAGUAGCCCGAAGGAGUGCCCUACCCCAAGGUCGCACCGCGGAGCCUUGAGCAUCAGCGGGCAAACCCGGGAAUCACGCCGGGAAUCUCUAAUGUUUGAGAGCGAUGCUGGAGAUAGCGAUGGGAGCGUCAGGUCAUCGUCGGUGGCCUCGCGGCCGGCUCCCCGCACCGAUUCCCCCAUAUCAGAAUUCGGUGACUUGCGGCGUGCUACCAGUUCGCGACAGCACCACAGGAAAAGUCUCAUUCUCCCAGGAACAUCUUCACCACACCGACAAGAAUCUCCGAGCCGCGGGAACCAACCUUCGUCACCACUACGAAUACUCAAGCCAAGAAAUCUUCACUACUCUCAGGAUGCCGUUGUGUCUCCGGAGGCUUCGCCCAUGCUGCCCCAUAGUGACUUCAGCUCGCCGGCUGCGGCCUCCCACCAUCGAAGGCAGUCGUCGGCUGCAUUCCCGGAGUUCACUGGACGGCCGCCUCCUUCUCCACGAAUGCACGCGGUCAGUGCUACGCCGCUGGCUCGCGCUGUACCGCCUUCAAUCAAAGACUUUGAAAUCAUCAAACCGAUCAGCAAAGGUGCUUUUGGCAGUGUGUAUCUGUCCAAGAAGAAAUCGACAGGCGAAUACUUCGCCAUCAAGGUUCUGAAGAAAGCGGAUAUGGUUGCCAAGAACCAGGUCACAAAUGUCAAGGCCGAAAGAGCCAUCAUGAUGUGGCAAGGGGAGAGCGAUUUUGUUGCGAAACUCUACUGGACUUUCUCUAGUAAAGACUACCUAUACCUUGUCAUGGAAUACCUCAACGGAGGCGAUUGCGCUGCACUCAUCAAGAUCCUCGGUGGGCUUCCUGAGGACUGGGUCAAGAAGUACCUCGGCGAAGUUAUCCUUGGCGUAGAGCAUCUUCACAGCCGCGGCAUCAUCCACCGAGAUCUAAAACCAGACAACCUUCUCAUUGACCAGAAAGGCCAUCUCAAACUGACGGACUUCGGGCUUUCGAGAAUGGGACUCAUUGGACGUCAGAAGCGAGCUCUAAAUAGCACAAACUCAGAGCAAACGCCUGAUCUGCUGAAGUCUGGCCCGUUCGCUCGUUCCACCUCCGUCGCUUCCUCCAGGUCUACGUCGUUGGAUCUUCAUGGCGGCCAUCACUCCCCAUCCGGAACACCACAAAUGACGCCGUCGGAUGCGGCAGCGAAUCUUGGUCAGCCAUCGUACUUCAACCUGUCAGCCGUACAUCAAGAGCCACGUCGCAUUUCUGGCCAACGAAGUGAUAGCGGCGGCAGCGAGUCGCUUGCACACAUGAUGGGCAACUUUUCUCUGAACGACCCCCAGCUGUCGCAGUCGAGGCAGUCACAAGCGAGCAUCAGGUCUCCCCGAGAUGACAUUAGCGAAGCAGAUAGUGCGGCGUCGCCGGACCUUCCUCAACUGCAACACUCUAGCACCCAUGGUAGUGAAACGCACCGAAGCACUCCCCCACAGGCCAGCAUGAUGCCACCGCCGAUGGCUCUCUUCGACCCCGAAGACACAAAUAGGCGCUUUGUCGGUACGCCAGACUACUUGGCACCAGAGACUAUCAAAGGCGAAAGGCAGGAUGAGACCAGUGAUUGGUGGUCUGUGGGUUGCAUCAUGUUCGAAUUCCUGUACGGCUUCCCCCCAUUCCAUGCCAACGAGGCCGAGCAUGUAUUUGAAAAUAUCCUUGCUCGCAAAAUAAUGUGGCCCGAUGACGCCGAAUACGGUGUUUCGGCUGAGGCUAAGGACCUCAUCAAUAAGCUGCUUUGUAUGGAGCCACAGCAAAGACUCGGGGCCAAUCGUGAGGAGAAGUAUGCCUCUGGAGGGGAGGAAAUUCGAAAUCACCCCUGGUUUGAGGGUAUCGUCUGGGGCUCCUUGCUGCAGGAUGAGGCACAAUUUGUACCCAACCCGGAGAAUCCUGAAGACACCGAGUACUUCGACGCCCGAGGCGCGACUCUUCAAGCUUUCACAGAAGAAAUGGAGGACCAGAUGUCACCUCCAUCGGCGCCAACCCCCGACUAUCCAGAAAGACCACACGAUGCGCUAUCUCGGGUCCGAUCCCAAGUGCAAGUCAACCAAAUCAAGCGUGGCCUGAUGCCUCUACAUAUUCCACCUCACAUUCGGGAUCUCAAAAGUCGCCGGCUUAGUGAGCCUGUUGGUCCAGACGAUUUCGGCUCAUUCGCCUUCAAGAAUCUCACAGUCCUCGAUAAGGCCAACAAGGACGUCAUUCAACAGCUGAAAGCUCAGGCGAUAGCAGCGCAAAGCAGAUCAGGGACGAGCCCCGGUGGGAUGAAUAGUGCCACCUCCCCAGCGCCGAAUGCUGAUGGCAGCAGCCCUGUGCUUUCAAUGCCGGUGCAACGCACCUUGUCCAAUGCCAAGGCAUCCCAGCGUCCACAGUCUCCUUCUGCCGUGAGCCACACAAACUCAUCUCCCAAUCGCGCCUCUCAGCCAUCUUCUCCGUUGCUUGUCUCUUUCGUUGCGGGGCAAGGCGGUGCGGAGGGCCGCCGAAAGCCAUCCAGUACCUCAUCGAGCUUGUCGCAGCAGUCAGUCGCCUCCUUGCAGCCAGGAAGCUUCUUCGAUGUGCCACGCGUAACGCCAACUCUACAAAAAUCAGCUACCUCUGUUGCAGCGUCACCGGUCAAGGGACGGGGCGCUCCUCCGCCGCUGGCGUUGUCUCCGCAGAAGGGACUAGCCACCCCGAGACAAGGCAGCGGCUCAUCGACACGAUCAAGGUCGCUGACGGUAGGAUCUCAAGAUGGGAGCCCGGUCGCUUCUGAUUUAUUGGCACACCGCAACCGUCGCAGUCAGGUUUUUGACAUGUCCCCGUCGUCAUCAGACAAUGAAGGGGACAAGGUCAAUGCGCUUCUCCGAGUCCAACGACGUCGCCAAAGCUCGCGGCGCAUGUCUGCCAUCAACCUCGAAAGCCCAUCUUUCCGUUCACUUGACGUAUUGAUCUGCGAAGACCAUCCCGUGUCGCGCAUGGUCAUGGAGAAACUAUUGGAGAAGCUUCGUUGCCGAACAAUCUCGGCAACAACAGGUGGAGAGGCCGUACGAUACGCAAUGAGCGAGAUCAAGUUCGAUAUCAUCUUCACGGAGUUCAAGUUACCAGAAGUGAGCGGCACCGAUCUUGCUCGAAUGGUUCGUGAGUUGAAGAAUGUCAAUGCUCACACACCUAUCGUCGCAAUCACGGCAUAUCUCAAGGAGCUGCAAGCACCACACUAUUUUGAUUCCCUCGUUGAAAAGCCAAUCAGCUCUUCAAAGCUCAUCGAGGUCCUGUCUAAUCUCUGUCAGUGGAAGCCUCCAUCUCCAACACAGAAUAACUCAACAGCCAUGAGCAACCCUAUGGCGAUACCUCAUUCUAGCCUACGGUACGAAGGCGCCCGUCUGGAGGAUAGUCCAACUUCAGGAUCGUCGGGCUACGCUCCCCAUGCUGGUGGCAGUUUCCGCGGUUCCAGCAGGGAGGACUCCAUCAGCUCGAGUCUCUUUGGAGACUCAGAAUCGGUGACGACUACUGACGAGCUGCCUGUGGUAAUAAGUCGCAAAGCUACGGGCGAGUGGGAUGAACUCGGAAUCAGCCAAGAAGAAGUCCUACUGGGACCUGACGGCUCGCCGAAGGGUCCCGCUCAUCUAGUGACGCAGCAAUCGGCUCCUGCACAGAUGGAGCCACCUAGAAUACCGAUUCCACGGCGCUCAUUGGAAAAGCUCAAGUCACGGCGUGAAAACUUGGAGAAGCGCCGUGGUGAAGGCAGCGAUUCUGCCGAUGACGAAGACGAGGAGUUGGGUGCUUCGCGAGAGCGGACCAUCCGUGCAAAGCGACCGAGUUCCAAGCUUGGUAUCGAAAUGAUGAGGGCAAACAGCCAUGACAGUGUUGCCGUAGCCUCCGACAGCACGCCCGAACCAACGACACAGGUCGUUACCCCUUCAAAAGAUGGCGGUCUGUCCCCCAUCCGAGCAACAUCGCCUUUGAAAUGCGUUCUCCAAACCCCACCCGAGGCUUCUCCUUCUCUACCCAGCCAAGGAUUCGGCCAAGAUCCUGACGAAACACCUCGACCGUCUGCAGAGCCAAAGCCUCUGGCCGCCGACGAACCGACCCCACGGCCUGGCAUCAAGACAUCCGAUACGACGUUUCGGUUGGAGUAG